Molecule: messenger RNA, 765 nt
Organism: Caenorhabditis sp. 36 PRJEB53466
Lineage: Eukaryota; Metazoa; Nematoda; Chromadorea; Rhabditida; Rhabditidae
Source: the annotation of a GenBank genome assembly
AUGCUUUCCAAACUCUGCAUUGCCUUCUGUAUUUCCGCAGUUGCCCUGGCUGCUCCAAAGAAUGGAGGCGGCUCGGGAGGAUCUGGAGGUGACUCAGGACCUGGAGGUCCGGGAGGACCGGGAGGACCGGGAGGACCGGGAGGUCGUGGAGGCCCACCGCCACCACCAUUCCUCCAGAAUGUGACCGACGAUGGUCGCAAGGCUUUCUUCGACAUUGUCUCGAACGAAAACCUCACCCAGAGCCAGAUUGACACCCAGACUGCCGCCUGGGCCAGCACCUACGGAGUUUCGGUGAGUUCUCACUAAAACCAAAAUGGUUGGCGUAUAAAAAUGUUUCAGUCCAUCUACACCGCGUUCCAAGCUAACAGAACAGCCUUCGAAAGUGAGCUCAGAAGCAACAUCACGACGAUCCUCGGAAACCUCGACACCGUGAACUCGAAGCUCAACACCAUCUUCACCAACAAGGACCAGACCCGCGAUCAAGUCAGAUCCGCCAUUGACCAAGUCAGAGAGACCUAUCCAAGAGUGAGUUUAAAUGAGAAAAUCAAGAAAUUGAAAGAAUUGAAUUUUUUUCAGGAGGUUGACACCAUCCUCUUCCUCAACCACCCAGGAGGACCAGGAGGACCAGGAGGUCCAGGAGGACCAGGAGGACCAGGAGGACCAGGAGGACCAGGAGGACCAGGAGGACACGGCGGCAACGACUGGAGCAACAGCACCGCGUCCACGAAGACCACGAAGAAGAGCAAGAAGAGCAGCUCCUCCUAA